Molecule: messenger RNA, 956 nt
Organism: Xenopus laevis (African clawed frog)
Lineage: Eukaryota; Metazoa; Chordata; Amphibia; Anura; Pipidae
Gene: arl3l2.L
Product: ADP-ribosylation factor-like protein 3
Exons: 6
Coding region: 106-828 (240 amino acids)
Source: RefSeq, a predicted model, not a curated record
UGAACCCUUGAAAGGUGGCAGAUGGCUGAGGGAUUACCCAGGUAAUUAUUUAAUGCUGAUCAAAAAAAAAAGAGCAGCUAAACCUGGCUGCCUAAUCCCUUCUGCAUGCCUCCCCCUUGGAAAUGUGCUACACACAAAGUAAACUGUGUAGACAAAGGAAGGAUCAGCCCAACGUCCUCUGCCAUCAGAGACUCGUUACUGCUUUGGGGCAAUUACUUUUCGUUACAGGAAUACGCCUACAGAGAAUGCAGAAGUAUGGGUGAAGUCCAAAAGGGUUUGCUGUCACUUGUACAAGAACUGAAGUCAUUAAACAGUUUUGAUGAAAACGGAAUAAGAAUUGUUUUGCUGGGACUGGACAAUGCAGGCAAAACCACCAUUCUGACCAAGCUUGCCUUGGAGGAAGUCAGCAGUAUCACUCCCACCCAGGGAUUUAACAUCAAAAGUGUCCAAUCCCAGGGUCUGAAGCUAACGGUCUGGGACAUUGGGGGUCAAAGGGCAAUACGCACGCAUUGGAAAAAGUACCUCAGCAGCACUGAUCUAUUGAUCUAUGUAGUGGACAGUGCAGAUCGAAAACGCUUUGAGGAAACAGGACAGGAACUGGCAGAAUUAAUAGAAGAUGACAGCCUCUUGGGGGUUCCUUUGCUGGUGUUUGCCAAUAAGCAGGAUUUGCUGACCGCAGCCCCUGCAGCUGAUAUUGCUGCGGGACUAAAUUUACACACGUACCGAGACCGAACUUGGCAGAUCCAAGCAUGCUCAGCCAUCUCAGGAGAAGGCAUCCAGGAUGGGAUGAACUGGAUAUGCAAGAAUAUUGUUGCAAAGAAAAAGUGAAAAUCAUGCUGGAGGUUUUGAGGCAUCUUCUGCUUACCAACUGUCGCCUAAAUAAGUCUUUGUAAGCGUCAUUAUUAAAUGAUGCAAUUUGAAAAUGAGACAUAUAUGCAAUAAAAAACCCAAGAAAC